UUUGAUCUUUGUCUCAACAAACACAAGGCAAAUCCUCUUCCACUGAGAGAGAGAGAGAUUAGUAACACAAGAAUCAGAGCUUUCAGAGAGAAGACUAGAGAGAGAGAGAGAGAGAGAGAGAUGGAGUUCCCAGUCAUCAACCUUGAGAAGCUUAAUGGUGAGGAGAGAGCUGCCACCAUGGCUAAGAUCAAAGAUGCCUGUGAAAAUUGGGGAUUCUUUGAGUUGCUGAACCAUGGAAUAGAGCCAGAGUUCUUGGACAGAGUUGAGAGUAUGACAAAGGGUCACUACAGAAAAUGCAUGGAGCAAAGAUUCAAAGAAAUGGUGGCCAACAAAGGCCUCGACGCCGUCCAAACUGAGAUCAAAGAUAUGGACUGGGAGAGCACCUUCUUCAUCCGUCACCUCCCUGACUCAAAUCUUGCUCAGCUUCCUGAUCUCGACGAUGAACACAGGGCUGUGAUGAAGGAAUUUGCAGCAAAGCUGGAGAAACUGGCGGAGGAUCUUUUGGACCUGUUGUGUGAGAAUCUUGGGCUCGAGAAAGGUUACCUGAAGAAGGCGUUCUAUGGGUCCAGGGGUCCAACCUUUGGCACCAAGGUUAGCAACUACCCACCAUGUCCCAAGCCAGACCUGAUCAAGGGACUCAGAGCCCACACAGACGCUGGUGGCAUCAUCUUGCUAUUUCAAGAUGACAGGGUCAGUGGCCUUCAGCUCCUGAAAGAUGGGCAAUGGAUUGAUGUGCCUCCUAUGCGCCACUCCAUUGUUGUUAACCUUGGAGACCAGCUUGAGGUGAUUACGAAUGGCAAGUACAAGAGUGUCGAGCACAGAGUUGUCGCUCAGACAGACGGUACCAGGAUGUCAUUAGCUUCAUUCUAUAACCCUGGAAGUGAUGCAGUGAUCUACCCUGCUCCAGCUUUGGUGGAGAAAGAAGCAGAAGAGAAGAAGCAAGUCUACCCGAAAUUUGUGUUUGAAGACUACAUGAAGCUCUAUGUUGGGUUGAAAUUUCAGGCGAAGGAGCCAAGAUUUGAAGCCAUGAAGGCUGUGGAAAAUAAUGUCAAUUUGGGUCCAAUUGCUACUGCUUAAUUAUAAAUUAUUAUUAAUAUUAUUUUAAUUUUAGGGGAGAGAGAGGAAAAAAUAUUAGGGAGUGUUUAUUAUUAUUAUUAUUAAUUAUUAAGUGAUAUUUGUUGUGUCAUCAAAGAAGAAGAUGAUAUGUGUUUUCUUGUAUUAGUCUCAUCAUCAGUUUGUUAUCUGUAGAAAAAAAAAAUUACCACAGUUGCUUAGAGAUGAUAAUAAAAUUUAUUUUUCUAAGAAA
Messenger RNA from Manihot esculenta (cassava), 1306 nucleotides. Its product is annotated as 1-aminocyclopropane-1-carboxylate oxidase. The record is from RefSeq and is a predicted model, not a curated record. NCBI's taxonomy places the organism in Eukaryota, Viridiplantae, Streptophyta, Magnoliopsida, Malpighiales, Euphorbiaceae. The transcript has 4 exons. Bases 121 to 1077 code for a protein of 318 amino acids.